AUGGGAGGUGGGAAAAAGAAAAAGGAGCUACCUCCAUCAGUAGCAACGUUAUUCCGCACUCCAGGAGAAGCGCAGAGGCCUACCCAAUCCGACCACGAGGAGGACCAGGGAUCUGAUUCAGAAUGGGGCGCCCACACACCAACACCCUCGGCCCCUCUCACCACAGCGAGCGAGGCCACAGCAGACAUCAAAACCCAUGUGGCCGAAAAAAUCAGCAAGCAACUAACAGGUCUCCGGGCGGACAUGGAAGCAUUGACUACCCGCACUGACCAAACAGAGGUACGUCUAACCACCCUGGCGACAGCCUCCACAGCACAAUCCCAGGAGAUCUCCUACCUCCAUGGCCGCCUAACCGCAUUUAGGACUCCCUAG
Pelobates cultripes (western spadefoot toad) is the source of this 372-nucleotide messenger RNA. Lineage: Eukaryota; Metazoa; Chordata; Amphibia; Anura; Pelobatidae. The record is from the annotation of a GenBank genome assembly.